Papilio xuthus (Asian swallowtail) is the source of this 7077-nucleotide messenger RNA. It is a transcript of the gene crb, whose product is annotated as cell polarity complex component crumbs. Lineage: Eukaryota; Metazoa; Arthropoda; Insecta; Lepidoptera; Papilionidae. The annotation marks the transcript as partial. Gene Ontology annotation, molecular function: calcium ion binding. The record is from RefSeq and is a predicted model, not a curated record. The transcript has 43 exons.
UUCAACGGCAGCUCCUACAUCCGCCUGGCACGCCCCGUCUCCCUCAAGCAGCUCGUCGGUCUCAGCUUCCGCACAUGCGUCGGCGGGGAGCUGUUCUCGCAGCGGUUCGAGGGGUACACGCUGCACGUGACGGCGCUGUUCGAGCAAGUGGUGGUGUCGUGGGCGCGGCCGGGCCAGCCGCAGCGCGAGGUGGGCCUGCCGCAGGAGACGCUCGACAACCGCUGGCACUGGGUCGCGCUGCGCUACCGCCCCGAGCCCCUGUCCUUACUUCUUGAGGUCGAUAAGGACACACAGGUGAUAUCGAACGUGACAUGGAACCCGGAGCUGCUGAGCCCGGGCGCGCUGGAGGCGGGCGGCGCCGUACUGCUCGUGGGCAACCUCUUCAGCGGCUGCAUGCACGAGGGUCCGCAGCUCGAGUUCCACGCGCAGCACGCGCAGGACCACAACGUGCUCUUCGGAAACUGUCCCCUCACCACCGACCAAUGUAUCGAUAGGAAAGAUGUACUACGCAUUCCGCCCAAAGAUCACUGCUACAACGAGCCCUGCAUGCGCCACGGCACCUGCAUCUCCCGCCACGACAGGUACGAGUGCCACUGCAGCGCGCGCUACACGGGCAACAACUGCGAGGUGGACGCGGGAGACCCGUGCGCCUCCGCGCCCUGCCGGCACGCCGCGCGCUGCCUGGAGGACGCGCGCGGCGACUACGCCUGCCUCUGCGCGCCAGGCUACCACGGAAAGUAUUGCGAGCUGGAGGUGUCGCUGGACCCGCAGUGCGUGGCGGGCCCGUGCCGCAACAACGGCAGCUGCAGCGUGCCGGCCGGCGCCGACUCCUACGUCUGCGUCUGCCCGCCGGGGUACACGGGCCGCAACUGCGAGACGGACGUGGACGAGUGCGCGGCCGCGGGCGCCGCCGGCCUCGCCUGCCUCAACGGCGGCCGCUGUCUCGACGCCGUCGACGACUUCACCUGCGACUGCAGCGGCACCGGGUACGGCGGGCCGCGGUGCGACGUGAACGUGAACGAGUGCGAGGAGGAGCGCGGCGUGUGCGGGCACGGCGUGUGCUACGACACGUACGGCGGCUACGUGUGCGCCUGCCUGCCCGGCUACACCGGCGACCAGUGCCAGAAGAUGUCGGCGUGCGCGUCCGGGCCGUGCGGCGCGGGCGGGGCGUGCGUGGAGGAGAGCGGCGGCGCGGGGUACCGCUGCGUGUGCGCGCGCGGCUGGGCGCCGCCGCUCUGCGACGCGCCGCUGCCCGCCAGCACGCCACCCCCCGCCCCCGUGUCCGUCCCCGCCCCCACCGCCUCGCCCGCCGCCUGCGCAGACCUGCAGUGCCCGCCCCACUCGCACUGCCGCGACGCCCACUCCCUAGGUCUGCCCGGCAUGGUGGCGGGCGUGAUGGUCACCAAGCAGGUCAUCUGCGUCUGCGAUCUCGGAUACUACGGCGUGCCGGGGCGCGCGCCCAACUGCACGGGGGCGGCGGGCGCGUGCGAGGCGGGCGUGUGCCUCAACGGCGCCACCUGCACGCGCCUCGCCGACCGCAUCAACUGCACCUGCGCCCCCGGAUACAAAGGCGUGUACUGCGAGCUGGCGACGGGGACGACGGCGGCGGCUGGCAAGGCGCUCUCGGACCUGAAGGCGGAGCGCUGCGCCUCCGCGCCCUGCGUCCACGCCACCGCCUGCAGGGACCUCGUAAGCAUUAUCUUAGCAGCAGUAGAGAGCACUCGGUGUGCGCUCGAUGUGCUGAGCGGGGCGGAGUGCGCGAGGGCGUGCCUCAACGGGGGCAGCUGCGUGUCUGCCGGCGGCUGCGAGUGCCGGCCCGGCUACGGCGGCGCGCAGUGUGAGCUGCUGCUGGACUGCCGCGCGCUCGGCUGCCCGCACCGCUCCGCACAGGAGUGCGUGGAGCAGGGCGGGGCGUGGCGCUGCGCGGCGCCGGGGGCGGAGUCCGCGUGCGCCUCCUCCCCCUGCCACAACGGCACCUGCCUGGCGCUGGACACCGGCCUCUUCAGCUGCCAGUGCCCCGCCGGAUACACAGGAAGGUUCUGUGAAUCGGAUAAGGAUGAAUGUUCACUGAUGCCCAAGAUAUGUAACAACGGCGUUUGUGUAAAUGUUCCGGGAUCGUAUCAGUGUUAUUGUAAGCCAGGAUACACUGGUGACAGCUGCGAACAAGAUAUUGAUGAAUGUCUGUCGUCGCCCUGUAAGAACGGCGGCACUUGUCACAACUUAGAAAAUAAUUACGAAUGCACUUGCGUGGACGGCUUCGACGGCAAGGACUGUUCAAUAAAUAUAAACGAAUGUGAAAAUAACCCUUGCGCCGCCGGGUCCACUUGCGUCGACGGCGUCGCCAGUUAUUCUUGCGUCUGUCAAGACGGCCUCACAGGACCCAAUUGUGAAAUCGAUAUCGACGAUUGCAAGUCGCAGCCGUGCCAGCACGGGGGCCGCUGCGCCGACGCGCUCAACCACUACACCUGCGAGUGCGCCGGCACCGGGUACGAGGGCGCCGACUGCGAGCUCAACAUAGACGAGUGUCUGCAGCAGCCCUGCCGCAACGGCGCCACCUGCCUCGACGACCUCAACGACUACCACUGCGCCUGCCACGCCGGAUACACAGGCAAGAACUGCGAGGUGGACAUAAACGAGUGCGAGGGCGAGCCCUGCAAGUACGAGGGCGUGUGCCUCGAGCGCAGCAACGCCAGCCUGUACCGCGCGCCCGACGCGCCGCCGCUGCAGCUGGGCCCGCAGCCCCACAUGCUGCUGCCCGACCACUUCUACCAGCCCUUCUCCUUCGACAACGCCAGCGGGUUCGAGUGCGUGUGCGUGGCGGGCACGGAGGGGGCGCGCUGCGAGGUGAACGUGGACGAGUGCGCCUCCUCGCCCUGCAGGCACGGCAAGUGCCUCGACGGCGUCGGCUCCUACACCUGCCUCUGCUCGCCCGGCUUCGAGGGCGUCCACUGCGACCAGGAGAUCGACGAGUGCCUCAGGUACAAGCCGUGCGCCCACGGCCGCUGCUACGACCUGCGCGCCUCCUACUACUGCGCCUGCGACGCGGGCUGGGGCGGCCGCAACUGCUCCGUCGUGCUGGAGGGCUGCCGGGACCAGCCCUGCCGCAACCACGGCACCUGCCUGCCCUGGCUGCGACAGGAGACCGAGCACCGCUUCAACUGCUCCUGCACGCCCGGACACUACGGCACCACCUGCGAGAAGAUAACCACCAUGUCGCUGGAGAACAGCAGCUACGCCGAGGUGCAUACCUCGCGCGAGGAGGGCUACGACAUCUCGUUCCGCUUCAAGACGACGCUGGGCAACGGCCUGCUGGCCAUGGGCCGCGGCCUCACCUACUUCUUCCUCGAGCUGUCCAGCGGCCGCCUCAACCUGCACUCCUCGCUGCUCAACAAGUGGGAGGGCGUCUUCAUCGGCUCCGGCCUCAACGACAGCAACUGGCAAAAGGUGUUCGUGACCAUCAACUCGUCGCACCUGGUGCUGGCCGCCAACGAGGAGCAGACCAUCUACCCCAUUAGUCAGAACGAGGCGUUCAACGCGUCCGUCACCUCGUUCCCCUCGACGCGGCUCGGCACCGCCGGCUCCUCCUACGCCACGCUCACGCACGGCCCCAACUACUUCGUCGGCUGCUUCCAGGACGUCGUCGUCAACGGGCAGUGGGUGCUGCCGGAGGAUUCAAACGCCACGUCCUCGGAGGCGACGACCGAGGAGGCGCAGGGCGCGGGCGGGGAGGGCGAUGGCGAGGGCGAGGCGGAGGAGGAGGAGGAGGCGGGGGGCGCGCGCGCUGAGCUGCACGGCGUGCUGGCGUCGUGCCCGCGCGUGGCGCAGUGCGAGCCCAACCCGUGCCGGUCGGGCGGCGCGUGCGAGGACGCGUGGAGCAGCUUCGUGUGCACGUGCCCGCGCCCGCACCUCGGCGCCACCUGCCAGUACGCCUACACGCCCGCCACCUUCGCGCACGAGGCCGCGCCGCGCCGCGAGACCGUGCGCGUGCGCGUCUCCCCCGCCGCGCGCCGAGCUGUGCGCGCCGCGCUCGACAUCUCCAUGUUCAUACGCACGCGCAAGCCCACCGGACAGAUCUUCUACCUCGGCUCCGUGCCCAGGGACGGGCAGUCGGAGGAGACUCGGGUGGGCGCGUCGCUGAACGGCGGCGAGCUGCUGCUGCACCUGCGCUUCAACCUCACGCCGGAGAACUACACCGUGGGCGGCACGCGUCUCGACAACGGCUACCUACACCUCAUCGAGGUGGUGAGGAACUCCACGUUGGUGCAGGUGAAGCUGAACGGCACUGAGUACUUCCGCAAGUCGAUCUCGGCCGCGCGACAACUCGACGCGCAGGUGCUGUACCUGGGCGGACCGCCGCCCCUGCCGCAGCCGGCCGCGGACACCACGCCCGUACCGCCCGUGGCCGCGGCGCUCGUGGCCGCGCCCAUCUCGCCGCUGCCCGCGCCGCCGCCCGCCUCCUCCAGCCCGGAGCCUACCACACUCGCUCAGCAGGACGAUGACCCAGAUUACUUCAAAGGCGUUAUACAAGACGUCCAGGUGUCCAACGGCGAGAGCGUGUGGGUGGUGGAGUUCUUCCCGCUGGUGGCGGAGGGACUGCAGCUGCCGCCCGCCUUCGGCGAGGUGUCGUUCUCCGGCAGCGGCGUGAUGCGCGGCGUGGUGUCAGACGACGCGUGCGCCUCGCGCCCCUGUCUGCACAACGCCUCCUGCUCCCUCACCUGGAACGAUUACACGUGCGCGUGUCCGCGAGGCUACAAGGGUAAGCAGUGCGCGGAGGUGGAGUUCUGUCAGCUGCAGGGCUGCCCGCUCAAUUCGCACUGCCGCAACCUCGAUGGCGGGUACGAGUGCGUGUCCAACGCGACCUUCGACGGUGUCAACACGACGCUGAGCUACCGGCUGCGCGUGCCGCCCGCCUUCCCCGAGCGCGCCGCCGAGCGCCCCGCGCCGCCGACCUCCCUCACCAUCACCUACAGGAGCAAGACGGGCGGCACGUUGUUCCACGCCGAGCUGGGGGAGUCGCGGUUCAGCGUGGGCGCGUUCAAGGAGCAGGUGGCGGUGCAGUGGCGGCUGGGCGGCGGGCUGCCGGCGCUGCGCCGCAUGCGCGCGCGCCGCAACCACCUGCAGUGGGGCACGCUGCGCCUGCGCCUCGCCGACGGACACAUUACCGGUGCCUUCCUCGAGGCCGAGGGGGAGGAGGAGGUCGGCUUCUCGGCGCCGAUAGACGUGGCGGCGUGGCAGCGGCUCAUGCUGGAGGGCGAGCUGCAGCUGGGCGGGGUGCGCCGCCCUCGCGCCGCACCUCCCGCCGCCCUCGCCUCGCCCACCACGCUCACCUCCACCACUGCUCUAGCUGAGAGCGGCACCGAGGCCGUGUGGGAGUACGCGGAGGGUGACGACCUCAUCGUGGACAACCUCGUCGGCGAGUACUUCAAAGGCUGCCUGGGCGCGGUGCACGUGGGCGAGCUGCUGCUGCCCUUCUUCAGCGAGGAGGAGCUGUUCGUGGGCGCGGCCGCCUCGCUCCUGGCGCGCCAGCCGUACUACGCCCUACUGUCGGGGCGCGCGUGGGGCGCGGCGCAGGGCGUGGGCUGCGUGCUGUGCCUGGAGCAGGACUGCCAGCGCGGCGGACACUGCGCGGACGUGCGCACCUCGUACGCCUGCGCCUGCCCGCCCGGGUACGCCGGCGACUACUGCGAGAUCGACGUGGACGAGUGCGAGGCGAACCAGUGCCAGAACGGAGCGACGUGCAAGGACGGCGUGGCCGCCUACACCUGCCUCUGCCCCGAGGGCUUCGAGGGCGAACUGUGCUCGGUGGACGUGGACGAGUGCGCCUCCUCGCCGUGCGAGAACGGCGGCACGUGUCGCGACCUGCCCGGCGCCUUCGCGUGCGAGUGCGGCGCGGAGUGGCGCGGCGCGCGCUGUCAGACCCCCCGCGAGCGCGGCUGCGCGCACGCCCCCUGCGCCCCCGCGCGCGCCGCCUGCCGCGACCUGCCGCCCGAUCCGCCGACGGGUAACAACUACACCUGCGACUGCUUCGAGGGCUACCAGGGCGUGCACUGCGAGCUGGCCUUCUGCGAGGCGGAGCCCUGCCGACACGGACGCUGCCUCGUCGACGCUAAUCCGCCGUACUGCGAGUGCGAGGAGGGGUACAGCGGCCGGGUGUGCGAGGCGGCGCGCGACGAGUGCGGGGCGGGGGGCGUGGCUGGGGGCGGGGCCUGCCUGCACAACGGCCGCUGCCUGGACCGCCGCGGACACUUUCUCUGCGACUGCACCGGCACCGGAUGGACAGGCGCGCGCUGCGAGACGGACGUGGACGAGUGCGCGGCGGGCCUGGUGCGCUGCGAGCCCGGCCGCUGCCGCAACUUGCCCGGCUCCUACACAUGCGAGUGCUCGCCGGGCCUGUGCGGCGACGAGUGCAAGCUGCCCGACCCGUGCUACACGAGGUGGGAGGGCGAGGUGGGUGGGGAGGACAACGUGACGGCGCGGGGCGAGGCGGGGCCGUGCGAGAACGGCGGGCGGUGCGAGCAGAGAUGCGGGGCGCACGUGGACUACACGUGCUACUGCCGCGCGGGCUGGGCCGGCAAGAACUGCACGCAGCAGGCGCUGGACGAGGCGGGGCUGGAGGGCGGGGCCGGGGGCGGCGGGGGCGCGGCGCGUGUGGCGCUGGGUGUCGGCGGGGCGCUGCUGGCGCUUGCGCUGGCGGCGGGCGCGGGCGCGGCGCUGGCGGCGCAGGCGCGGCGCAAGCGGGCCACGCGCGGCACGUACUCUCCCUCCGGCCAGGAGUACUGUAACCCGCGCGCAGAGAUGAUGCACAACGCGCUCAAGCCGCCGCCCGAGGAGCGCCUCAUAUAGGUGCACAGCUCCGGGGCUCCCUCGUGCUCCCUCGUGCUCCAUCGUGCGAUAUAACACCGUCACAAUCAUAAUUACUUUGAUACUUAAAAGACUCGUAUUGUUAUUUAUGUAAACUUUCCGUGAGAUUUGUGUUGGAUUUGAUGUAAAGAACAAACUGACAAUGCAUUAUUUAGUGUGCGUUGUUUCUGCUGGACGCUGGGCGAUGAGCGUGCGUCAUAUCGCAGGGGGCGGCGC